AUGGUGCAACGAACGCAAGUGCUACAUCAGAUUUGUGCGAAAGCAUGCACACGGUUGAACAGUAGAAUCUACUGCUAUUCAGGCGGCUAUGUGGCAUUAGGAGAUUUAGUGGUGCGAAAAGCAUUAGACGAACAUCAUUACCUCGACUUGACGCAAAAUUUGGUCUUGGAUGAGACAACGGCAAAAUGGGUAUCGAUACCAGACAACACACACUACGUUACAGAAGGAUCACUCGCAGGUACAGCAACACCAAUAUCCGACUAUCAGUACAUUGAGGACGGCGGAUACAAUGGAACACCUUCCGUUCGAAAUGUAACACGAUUAUUUGACUCUAAAACUGAUCUAUGGACCACCAUUCCAAACGACAAUAGAAGCUUAGCAAGUGCCAUGUAA
This is a messenger RNA of Mucor velutinosus, 393 nucleotides long. RefSeq lists its product as uncharacterized. NCBI's taxonomy places the organism in Eukaryota, Fungi, Mucoromycota, Mucoromycetes, Mucorales, Mucoraceae. The transcript has a single exon. The record is from RefSeq and is a predicted model, not a curated record. The coding region runs from base 1 to 393 and encodes 130 amino acids. Gene Ontology annotation, molecular function: protein binding.